AGUGUUAGUGUGUGUUUGUAUCUCGGUGCAUUGUGUGGUUACAGUCGAGUGCACACACCGGUGUCCCUGACCUGGGACGAGUGUAUUAUAGAGUUAUGGACGUUCCACUCCAGCACACACACUCCCGGGCUCACAGUAAGAAGACCGACUGUGUGUCAGCGGUGACAAAGCGAUGUAAGGUCAUGACACGACAAGGCAGAACGCUACAGCUGUGUGUUUGUGUGCAUGUACACGCUUGUCACCCGCUCUAAAGCAUCGGUGUACUCCAUUGCUCCUGCUGACGUGCACAACAAAAACACAUCAAGGUAGAGCAGCGCUCAUGCACGUCUGCUUUGUGAGCAUGGAAAUGCUUCAUCCCGGUGCAGCAAAAGCUACCAGUAUAGCUGUCACUCCCUGCUGCUCUGACAGUUCACUGUAUGAGCUCUUAGACAGUCGUUAGUCAUGAUAAACAGACCGUUGACCUGCUCAGAACUACUACUACUAGCUCUAGCUCUACUAGCUGACAAAGUACUAGUGUUCAGUAAUGCAGUGUUUCCCAAACUUUUUUUUCUGGGGACCCAUAUUUUAAAAGUCACAAACCUUCAUGACCAAAGUCAAUAGACAUUAUUAGUAAACUCCUGGGAAACAUGACGUGAAACAACCCCCUCCCCAAAAAAAUCUCUUGCAACCCACCUGAGGGUCGCGACCUACUCUUUGGGAAACAAUGCACUAAUGGACAUAAAGGCUGACAGAAAAGAGCAACAUGGUGAAAGGACUCCCUUCCUGAAAAGAUAAACAUGUAAAGGUUCCACUCCUUACCUACCUGCAACAGGCUAAUUAAAUAUUGAAAUCUCCAACUGGCUGAUCAAAUAUUCAUUCUGGCCACAGGGCUGCGAAGCACUCCCAUUAUUUAGUGCACAGCUCUCCCUGGCUAACUGAGAGAUCACAAGUUUUGUACCUGAGAAAUCUAGUGUAAUCCUUAUUGAAUCCCCUCUGCUCACUCAUCUGUCGCUCUUCCCACUGUAGGUUAAGGGAAAAGCGUUUUCUGUUUUUUGGUCAAAUAUAUCAUUCCCAUCAGUUAUAAAAACGAUUUUACUCUGCAGAGCUGAGUAGGUCAGGAUUAGCAGGAGAUACAGACAGAAGGGACGUUUAUUUCAUUGUACACUGGUCCCUCUCCUAUCGCGGCAGUUGCGUUCAAAGACCCAACGCGAAAAGGGAAAAUCCACGAAGUAGAGGCGAGAUAGUUAUUAUAUAAUUCCCGUAUAUAGUUCGAAACUCCCCCACACUGUUCUCAACCCUCCGUAGACUGUAUUACCCUUUCCCACAUAAGUAUAUGCACAUUAGAGUUGGAAAAUGGAAAUAUAGGCCAUAAAUAUUACGUAAAUAAAUUAAAUCCACGACGCGGCGGAUGUUAACACUCCGCUGCAGGAGGGGGAGCACGGGAGUGAUGACGCAGUGCAGCCACGGCCGCAGGUGAGCGCAAUUGGAGUAAUCAAGCCUCUCCUCGGACCAAGGAGAGAGGAGAGUGAACGGAGGGUGUUUACUGGCCAAGACGGAAAGACCGUAUAUGAAAGCCGGGCACAAAGUAUUGCCAUGUGUGUCAGCGUCUUCGUUUGGGCUUCGUAACAGAGGUCUGAGAAUAAAACAUAGGGUCAACUUAACAAACAACAAACACAAGAGCACAAACUUUACAGCAACGGUGCAGAGCAAAGUGAACGAGUGACAGACGAGGGGAGCUGCUGAGAGAUGCAUGAGCCAAGCGUGAGGAACAGAAGAGCGUGUUCGAUCUCCUCUGGAGUUGGUGGUCAUUCCCGAUCAUUUUGAUGGUGGCUCAAUGAUGCUAGUGUGACGCAAGCCAGACAUCCCACCUGAAAAAGGAGACACUUUGAGCUUGUUAUGGGUCUGACCGGAAGGAGAGAGUGACAGCGAGGAACAGUGAUGCCACUGUUUACAUAACCUUCCACACACACUCUCUCUCUCUCUCUCACACACACACGGACACAUUUAGACACACAAACAUGCACAGCAUGCAGGCACACUUUCGAGGGACUCUCUAACUGAGUCAUUGCACUCACAGCCACUAAAUCUGUGACUCACUCGCACUCGGACACCGACGUGCACACAAGAAGAGAAGGCUGCUCACAAGACCUUUAUAGAGGCCGUUUUGUUUGCUAUGGGUCAAAGAGAGCAACAGCUUUGUGUAAGUGCUGAAUACCUCUGAAGGCGACCUUCCUCCCCCGUCCAUCAACGUGUGGCUGCUCCCAAACACACCACCAUGUCCGAGCUGUGGUCCAGGAGAAAGUCUUCUUCGGCUCCUCUUUUACCGUUUUCUCUGCCGUUUGGGUUUCUACUACUCCUACUCUCCUUCUGUCUUUCUUUUCACAUUAUUCCGGUGUCUGGGCAGCAGACUGUGCCAGUCAUCUCCACAGCACAGGGCCGUAUCCGCGGCAUGCUGAUCCCCCUCCCCUCAGACCUUCUCGGUCCUGUCAUUCAGUACUUAGGCGUUCCAUAUGCACGGCCCCCGACGGGAGACAGGAGAUUCCAGCCCCCGGAGCCACCUCUGCCCUGGCCGGGCAUACGAAAUGUCACACAGUUUGCUCCAGUGUGCCCACAGUCACUGGACGAGCGGAGCAUUCUGGGAGAUAUGAUGCCCUCCUGGCUCACCGCUAACCUGGAUAUAGCGGCAACAUAUCUCACUCACCAGAGUGAGGAUUGUCUCUACCUCAACAUCUACGUUCCUACUGAAGCCGACAUCCAUGAGGAGGGGGAUCUAAGGCCUGUGAUGGUCUAUGUCCACGGUGGCUCGUACACAGAAGGCACAGGCAACAUGAUGGAUGGCAGCGUUCUGGCAAGCUACGGCAACGUCAUUGUCAUCACCCUCAACUACCGGCUAGGAGUACUGGGGUUUCUUAGUACCGGUGACCAGGCAGCCAAAGGGAACUAUGGAUUACUGGACCAGAUUCAGGCUCUGAGGUGGGUGAAGGAGAACAUAGCAGCCUUUGGAGGUGACCCAAACAGAGUCACAGUGUUUGGAUCCGGCGCUGGAGCCUCCUGUGUCAGCCUCCUGACCUUGUCCCAUUACUCUGAAGACCUGUUCCACAGAGCCAUCAUCCAGAGUGGCAGUGCGUUAGCCAGUUGGGCUGUUAACUACCAGCCUAGCAAGUACGCCCGGCAGCUUGGUGAGAGAGUGGGCUGUGGCAUCGAUGACAGCACACAACUGGUCGCCUGCCUCCAGGGCCGGAGUUACAGGGAACUGGUGGAGCAGAACAUAACGCCGGCCAAGUAUCACACAGCUUUUGCGCCAGUGAUUGAUGGAGACGUGAUACCUGACGACCCGCAGAUUUUGAUGGAGCAAGGAGAAUUUCUGAACUAUGACGUGAUGCUGGGGGUCAACCAGGGCGAAGGUGUGAAGUUCGUGGAGGGCAUUGUGGACUCGGAGGACGGCGUCACUGCUGAGGACUUUGACUUUGCUGUGUCAGACUUUGUGGAUAGUUUGUACGGAUACCCAGAAGGUCGAGACACACUGAGAGAGAGCAUAAGGUUCAUGUACACAGACUGGGCAGACCGUGACAACGCAGAGACUCGGAGGAAGACUCUGGUAGCACUUUUCACAGACCACCAAUGGGUGGCACCAGCAGUGGCCACAGCAGAUCUUCACGCUCAGUACGGCUCUCCCACUUACUUCUACUCAUUUUACCACCACUGCCAGAGUGACGCCACUCCUCCCUGGGCUGACUCCGCCCAUGGUGAUGAGGUGCCCUACGUCUUCGGCGUGCCAAUGUUGGGACCCACUGAUCUGUUCAACUGUAACUUUUCCAAAAACGACGUGAUGCUGAGCGCCGUAGUCAUGACUUACUGGACCAACUUUGCCAAGACUGGUGAUCCAAACCAGCCGGUUCCCCAGGACACCAAGUUCAUCCACACAAAACCAAACCGCUUCGAAGAAGUGGCCUGGUCCAAGUACACGCCAAAGGAGCAGCUGUAUCUUCACAUCGGCCUCAAACCCCGGGUCAGAGAUCACUACCGCGCCACAAAAAUCUCCUUCUGGCUCCAGCUGGUUCCGCACUUGCAUCACGUGAAUGAGCUCCUCCAAUCGGUGUCCUCCUUCACACACAGUCCUUCUCCGCAGGACGACACUCCUUAUUCUUACACUAAACGUCUGUCCAAAGGCUGGCCUCCGAGCAGCACCAGACACCCGGGUUCUCAGGGAGGAACCCCGCAGCCCCCGGAGACAGCUGCCGGCCAAGGUGGUGGGGAACAUGGAGAUCGAAUCCCUCCAGAGAACUACUCCACGGAGCUCUCCGUGACCAUCGCCGUGGGAGCCUCCCUUUUGUUUCUCAACAUUCUGGCAUUUGCGGCACUGCUGUACAAGAAAGAUAAGCGUCGUCUGGAGCAUCGUAGGUCCCGCCCACUUCCUCCUCCGAGACGAGAUAUCACACCAGCAGAUGUUGCCGCCCACUUACAGGGAGAAGGACUCAUGUCACUGCAGGUGAAACAGCUCGAGUGUGACGCGGCGUCAGCCGACGAGAGAAACAACGCUCAUCACCACCACACCUUGGAUACACUGGACGCUCUGGACGGUCUGGACACCCAGGACAUCUACAGCACACUGGACACCGUGCGCCUCACUUGUCCACCGGACUACACCCUCACCUUGCGCCGGUCACCUGACGACGUCCCGCUUAUGGCGUCUCUGACCCCAGGAUCGCUGCCUGUGACCCCAGGGUCACACCCUGUCACCCCGGCGACGCCAAUGACCCCCAUGACCCCCGGCUCAGUGGUGGGGAUGAGGAUGGGACAUCCUCACCCGAGUUACACACACCACAGUCCGUAUAGUAAUACACACCUGCCGCAUACGCACAUCACAGCGCACACACACUCCACCACACGUGUAUAACCACGCCAAAAUAUUCCUAUACACAACGGCAUCAUCUACACACACACACACGCACACAUACACACACAUGGAGAAAACGAAAGACUGAAAUACCUCUACUAAUUACCCUGCAGGAUUGUUACAGUUGGAGCGAACUGAAAGACAUUUUCAGUAACACGAUAAAAAGAGAAACAGCUGUGUGUUGCAUGUCGGGGAACUGAAGACAGACUGGAUCCCAGGAGAUGCAGUUCUAUGCAUCAUUCGCUCCUAACCCGGAACUUGACGAGCCAAGACAUCCAUCAAAUGUCUCCCCGAACCCACUUUGGAUAUUAAAUCUUCUGCGUUUUCUAAAGCUGAGGAAGAAGAGGAGCGCGGUAACAACGGAGGGUCAGCUAUCGAUCAGUCCACGUCUCUCACCGUACCUCUGCUGAGCAGCAUUCGGUGCUGGGCGAGCGGAGCAGACCUGACUCAAGAAGUACUACACACACAGACUGCUGAUGUCAACUUGAACAACCUGUGAAAUGUGAAUGUAGCAUAUUUUUCCAUGAAAUGAUCAAAGGCCCUAUCUGCCAAGGAUCAAACUGAGCUGAGGAGAAAACAACACGUUUCAGAAAGAGAUGGAUGUAAAACCAGACAGGGAGGAGAAGAAGAAGAAGGAGAAGGAGGAGGAGGAGGAGGAGGAGCAGAGAGAUUCAAAAACACAAGUGGUAGUGGAAGGAAAGCAGGCAGCCAGAUUGUGGAAAAGAGAUUAAACCUUCAUGGGGAGGGAUUUACCAGCUGUGAUGGUGAGAACGACAGAGUAAGGAUGGAGUGAUAUGAAAAACACAGAGAUGCGGCGUGAGCCAAGAGACAGAAAUUGAGCUUCAGAAGAAGGAAGGGCCUCUUGCAGCAUUGCCAGACCUGAAGAAUCACUCUAACCAGCUUUGUAUGUGUUGAACUCCUGUACAUAGAAUGGAAAGAUACAGAUGAUAUAUUAUGAUUUAUAGCAUUUACUUGCUCUUGCAUCGAAACAUGACUUAUUUAACCACAUUAUUGCUUUCAUCUCAGAUAUUACUAUAUUAUUGUAUAGACGUCCUGAAGCAAGGCCGGUCUCCUGCCUCAGCCACUGCAGUAUGUACACAGUACCUUUAUUUCAAGGCUAUAUUUUCUAUGCAGUCAUUUCAGUACUUCUGGGUUCUCGAUGCGUCCAGAUCCUCCUGUAGGAUCUGGACUGUUUCAGUUUCCCCCAUAUUUUUUUUCUUUUGCCUCGAGAGCAGAAGCUCGUACUGUGUAGAUAAUGCAAUGGUUUGACAAUUGAGCACCAGCCAAAAAUCAUGACCUUUUGACCCCUUUGUUCCUAAACCUUGCCUGUCCCGCUUUCUUCUGCCCCGCCCUCUUGUGUACAGCCUAACCCAUGACCGCAAAGAGUCGCUCCGUGUCCUGACAAAUAUUUAGUGAUUUGUUCUUGAUUUUUUUUUAUAUUUCUUUGUCAGAAGCCUUGCCCUAACUGAGCAAAAAAAAGUUUG
Cynoglossus semilaevis (tongue sole) is the source of this 6360-nucleotide messenger RNA. Its product is annotated as neuroligin-4, X-linked-like. The transcript is spliced from 10 exons. Lineage: Eukaryota; Metazoa; Chordata; Actinopteri; Pleuronectiformes; Cynoglossidae. The coding region runs from base 2255 to 4876 and encodes 873 amino acids. Gene Ontology annotation, molecular function: neurexin family protein binding. The record is from RefSeq and is a predicted model, not a curated record. Gene Ontology annotation, cellular component: membrane.